Messenger RNA from Urocitellus parryii (Arctic ground squirrel), 649 nucleotides. RefSeq names its product cerebellin 4 precursor (gene Cbln4). Gene Ontology annotation, molecular function: protein binding. Gene Ontology annotation, cellular component: synapse. The record is from RefSeq and is a predicted model, not a curated record. Lineage: Eukaryota; Metazoa; Chordata; Mammalia; Rodentia; Sciuridae.
AUGGGCUCCGCGCGCCGGGGGCUGUCCGUGGUGCCGGCCGUUCUGCUGGCCCUCACGCUGCCAGGGCUGCCCGUCUGGGCGCAGAACGACACCGAGCCCAUCGUCCUGGAGGGCAAGUGUCUGGUAGUGUGCGACUCGAAUCCAGCCACGGACUCCAAGGGCUCCUCUUCUUCCCCUCUGGGGAUAUCGGUCCGGGCGGCCAACUCCAAGGUGGCCUUUUCAGCCGUGCGGAGCACCAACCACGAGCCAUCGGAGAUGAGCAACAAAACGCGCAUCAUUUACUUCGAUCAGAUCCUAGUUAAUGUGGGUAAUUUUUUCACAUUGGAGUCUGUCUUUGUAGCGCCAAGGAAAGGAAUUUACAGUUUCAGUUUUCACGUAAUUAAAGUCUACCAGAGCCAAACAAUCCAGGUGAACUUGAUGUUAAAUGGAAAACCAGUAAUAUCUGCAUUUGCCGGGGACAAAGAUGUCACUCGCGAAGCUGCCACGAAUGGAGUCCUGCUCUACCUGGACAAAGAGGACAAGGUUUACCUAAAACUGGAGAAAGGUAACUUGGUUGGAGGCUGGCAGUAUUCCACGUUCUCCGGCUUCCUGGUGUUCCCCCUAUAGAAUCUGACUUCUCCGUUUAUCCAGGUGAGGGGCAGCCCACCCC